Messenger RNA from Culicoides brevitarsis, 1711 nucleotides. Its product is annotated as esterase E4-like. Gene Ontology annotation, molecular function: serine hydrolase activity. Bases 11 to 1672 code for a protein of 553 amino acids. The record is from RefSeq and is a predicted model, not a curated record. NCBI's taxonomy places the organism in Eukaryota, Metazoa, Arthropoda, Insecta, Diptera, Ceratopogonidae. The transcript has 3 exons.
UCAACGUGCAAUGAUGUCAAUUCCUUUGUUUUGCUCAUUUCUUGCAAUUUUUGGAUGCGUUUUCGCGAGUUCGCCCGAACAAACGACUUGCAUCGCUGAAGUCGACGACGGACUGGCAGUUGGCGUGAACAGCAUGAGCGAAAACAGACAUCGGAUUUGCAAAUAUUUGGGAUUGCCGUAUGCUGUGCCGCCCAUUGGGGAGUUGCGGUUUGAGCCACCUGUAGAAUUUCGUUGGAGCGGGAUACGGAAUUUUGUGGAAAAGCCGGAAAUUUGUCCGCAACCCAUAAAUAUCGAGAAAGGGGAUGAUGCGACGAUCGAAGGAAGUGAGGAUUGUUUGACGUUGAGUGUUUAUACGCCGCUGAAUACGACGAAAUUGUUGCCAGUUUUUUUCUGGAUUCAUGGCGGGAGCUUUUUUAUUGGAUCGCAGGACUCGUCGCAUAGCGGAUUUGAUUACAUUGUUGAGAAGGAUGUCGUUGUCGUUUCCAUCAAUUACCGUCUCAAUACUCUUGGAUUUCUGUCAGUGCCCGAACUGAAUAUCACGGGAAACUUAGGCAUGAAAGACCAAAUUCUCGCCUUAAAAUGGGUCCAACGAAACAUCGCAAGCUUCGGCGGAAAUCCUCGUAAAGUCACAAUUGUCGGUUGGAGUGCGGGAGCUGCCUCUGCCACAUACCAUCUCUACUCAAAGCAAUCCAAGGGACUUUUUUCACGCGUUAUCUCCAUGUCUGGCACGUUACUCAAUCCAUGGGCCUUCCUCCAAAGACCUUCAUGGUGCAGGAAAAACUUCCUCGAACACACAGGCUUCCAAACGAAAGAACAACUCAAAAACGCCUCAUUUACCGAUCUCAUGCCGCGUCUCCAUAGCAAAUUCAUGUUCUCCUAUUUCGGCUCAUAUCACUUUUGUUUCAUUCCAACCAUCGAAGCACCCGGAUCCUCAAAACGAUUCCUCAAAAAAUCCCCGCUUCAACUAACUCGAAAGUCUCCCGUCAGUCAAGUGCCACUCCUCAUUGGUUACACAACUCACGAAAGUGAAUUUUUCACGCCCGACCUCAAUUAUUACAUGUCGCACAUGAAUUUCGCGAACAACAACAAAACAAUUCUCGAAAAAGUCCAAAAUUUCAUCGAGAAUUUCACGGAAAAUACCGACGACAAUGAACGACGUGUCAUUUUACGCCUAAAUUCGAUCGCCGAUACGUUAUUUGGCGUACGGGAGUUUACAAAAAAAUACGCUGAAAAAUCCAAAAAAGCUGUUUACGCCUAUCGCUUCGAUUUUGACGGGCGAUUUGCGCAUUUCAAGCCUCAAUAUCCGAAAAAGUAUCGUCAGCGUAAGGUAGCAAUGCAUGGCGAUGACUUGGGUUACUUGUUCGUACCAUUUUUCGAAGAUAUCUCGGGAUAUUCGUUCAAUGCAAGUUCACCCGAAGUUAUUGUCAGUCAACGGAUGGUAGAGAUGUGGACCAAUUUCGUCAAAUUCGGUAAUCCAACUCCUGCAAUAAAUGACGUGAUAACGACUAAAUGGCGUCCCUACAAUGAAAAAAGUGAAAUUUUAAAUAUUGACGAGAAAUUAGAAAUGAUUGAAGAUCCCUUUACGAACGAUCCGUUGUACGAAUUCUGGAGCAACAUCUACGAUUGUCUGCAUAAAUGUCGAUGUGCGUUACUCGAAACUGCCAUGAACUAGAAAUUAUCCUCAAUUUACAGUAAAAAAUAAAAGAAAAAA